Numida meleagris (helmeted guineafowl) is the source of this 3003-nucleotide messenger RNA. RefSeq names its product charged multivesicular body protein 6 (gene CHMP6). The record is from RefSeq and is a predicted model, not a curated record. Gene Ontology annotation, biological process: vesicle budding from membrane; late endosome to vacuole transport via multivesicular body sorting pathway. The transcript is spliced from 8 exons. The coding region runs from base 72 to 674 and encodes 200 amino acids. Gene Ontology annotation, cellular component: multivesicular body; ESCRT III complex. Lineage: Eukaryota; Metazoa; Chordata; Aves; Galliformes; Numididae.
CGGCCGCCGUCGCGGGGCGGGGCGGGGCGCCCGGGGCCGCCCGGGGCCGGGGCAGGAGCGGCGGAGGGGCGAUGGGGAAUCUGUUCGGGCGGAAGCGGCGCAGCCGCGUCACGGAGCAGGACAAGGCCGUGCUGCAACUGAAGCAGCAGCGGGACAAGCUGCGGCAGUACCAGAAGCGGCUCAACCUGGGCCUGGAGCGGGAGCGGGCGCUCGCCCGGCAGCUGCUGAAGGAGGGCAAGAAGGAAAAAGCUCUGCUCUUGUUGAAGAAGAAGCGUUACCAGGAGCAGCUGCUGGAUAAGACGGACAACCAGAUCAGCAACCUGGAGCGGAUGGUCCAGGAUAUCGAGUUCACCCAGAUCGAAAUGAAGGUCAUCGAGGGCCUGAAAAUAGGCAACGAAUGCCUGAACAAAAUGCACCAGGUUAUGUCAAUAGAAGAAGUGGAAAGAAUAAUAGGGGAAACCCAGGAUGCUGUGGAGUACCAGAGGCAAAUAGAUGAGAUACUGGCUGGGAGCCUGACUGAGGAAGAUGAAGAUGCCAUUCUAGAGGAAUUAAACACUAUCACUCAGGAACAGUUGGAGCUUCCAGAUGUUCCUUCUGAGCCGCUCCCAGAGGAGCCCCCAGAAGCAACACCCAUCAAGAACAGGCCAAAACCAGAGCUGGUGGCAGCAUCUUAACUCCCGUUUCUGGGGAUCCCCCCAUAACUUUCACCCAGGACAGUUUGCCAUCCCAGCAUGUGCUGGGAACAAGCAAUGCCUCGGCAGCAUCCCAGCUGUGCUGGGCAGAUUGUGGAGCAGGAUUCCCUGCGCUGGGUGGGGAACCUCAGCCGAUCGAUUAUUGCUCUUGUAUCAAGAUUAUUUUCUAGUGCUUUCUUUUUUUUGUAACUUAAAUUCUCAACUCACUCAGCUGCGCUGUCUCGGGAUUAAAUAACAACUCUAAAACUUCCAAAGCCAAACACUCCUCUCUAGGUUUGAUUUCAGCUGUAAAUCUGCCUUUGCUCUGUCUGCAUCCCCAGCCAGCCCUCCCCUUGGAGCGCUUCUGUCUGAAGUGGCUGUCCCAUGGCUGUGCGAGCCCCUUUGCUGUCUGCGCUGCUCUCAGCCCCUCUGCUUUUCCUCCCCUGGUUCUGUUCAGGAGGGGCUGGUGGUGCUGGCACGGCAGGAUGCAGGCAGCCUGGGGGCUGCAGCGCUCUGUGCUGUGCGCGGGCUCAGAACGGUUGUGCCAGCUGCAUUAAGCCGCUGUAGCCAGGGCUUCCAUUCGGGCAGAGCUCAGUGACUGCUUGCCUUUGCAGCAGCGCUCACUGAGAGGGGAAAAAACUGGUGAGGUGAGGAGCUCGGCUGUCCCCGGGCAUGAGUCAGAGGCGGGCAUUAAGGAUUCUUGCUCAGCUCCUGCUCCACCUCUCCUAAUCCGUGGCACCGAGCGCAGAGCUGGGCCUGCAGAAAUCUGCUGAGCCUCUUAACGCUGCAGCGAGGAGUCUGCCUGCGUUGGGAGCCGCGGGUCACCCCGUGUGGCUCUGCUCCUUCAUCGGGCUGCAUUCACCUUUGUGAUGCUCAGGUGGGCUGAGGUAACUCUGCUUCCAGCCGUCAGCUCCCGUUCGUUGGGUGUUUCCCGGCAGGGCAGCGGACGGGAGAGGUCGGGCUGGGACGGGUGAGUUCUGCGGCGAUGCAAAGCGUGCAGCUCCUCGAGUCAGCACGCAGAGGGAUGCUGGCGUGGCCGAGACGCUGCCUGGGCAGCCAGGGCGUGCAGGUGGAGCUGUGCAUGGAAGGCAGCACGCCUGCCGGCUUGCGGAUGCUCGUAGGACGCUGCAGAUCUGUGUUUAUCACAGUCCUGAAGCCGCAACCCUUAAUCCCUGUUUCUGUGACAGAGCAGAAGGACCCAGAGGGCCCUCUGAGACUUUUAGCGACUGCUUUCGGGGAUACGUGACGUGGUGCUAGACAAUACGGAGUAACCCCAGAGACCGUGCUGCUCUCCAGCCCGUGGUGGUGAGUCAGCAGCAGCUGCGUUUUGUAUCUUUUAAGUCACGCUUUCUGCUCCACCUUCGUGGGUGACGUUCCAAAGCCUGGGGUGGGCAUCCGUGUCCUGCUGCCGGGGCAGGGCGUGGGGCGUGAGUGGCAGAGGCAGCCCUCGCUCCGCAGCCGCCCUGUUUUCGGUUCCAGCGCGCUCUCUCUUAAUUAAUGUUGCAUAACAAAGCCGCUGUCUGGCAGCUGCAGAGCCACGUUUACAAAGCGGCGUAACUUUGGCAGGCAAACAGCUCUCUGAAUCGAAAGGACAGGUGUAAAACCAUCAUCGUGCCUCUGGCAAGCGCCGAUCGGUGCUGGGAGCAGCCACCCUGCAGCCGGGUUGGCAUGGAGCUGUCUCCUGGGUUACGCUCUGCGAUGGUUUUUCUUUCUGCAAGGCUGUUGCUCCCCUCUGUUACGUGCUGGGUGAUUGCAGUGCUUGCUUUUUCCACCAGAGAGAGCCUUGUCUUCGCACUGCUGUCGCUGGAACGUUUUUCCUCCUGUCUCCUUUACUCCGUUGCUGGCCUGGUGUCUACGCGUUUAGUUUGCCCCUAUUUAAUUUGUAACUCGUAGGAGCGGAUGCUGGGCUCUCCCAAUAUGGUCCUCAAGGGACCUCUUCUGGGGCACAGCUCUUGCUGCUAGCACUCUGAGCAAACCCUGUUCUGCAGGAUGGACACACAUUGCCCCCUGCCCCAGCAUCCUGGUAGCAGGGGAGCCCCCAGCAGACCCUCCCCGAAGCCGCAGCAAUGCUGGGCCGAGUGCUGAGCCCGUGCCCUGUGUGCUGCUUGGGUGAGGGCUGCGGUGCAGGGGGGGUUAAUGGAGCUCCCUGCUUUGGGAAAGGCCGUGCUCUGACCUCCUCACAGGAAAGCUGCAAGCAGAUUGCCAGCAGCUUCCUCUUCUCAUCCCUGUACCAAACAGAUUGUACCGUGUCUCCUUGGGAGGAAGCGCCAGGAGUGGUGUGUGACCUCUGUGGUGUGCUGUAACAAUAAACAAUUUCUAAUGGUUUCACCGA